AAAACUUUAAAAACUCACCGGCCACUGGGCCGUAAACUUAUUUCCGAUCUGAGCUUGGAGCUGAACACAACCACCCGGACCAAAUCAGCAGUAGCAGUGGCCAUGAAGUGCUUUUUGCUAACCACCUUGCUGGCGACCCUGGCGGCUUCCUCGUUGGCCGCCCCCUUCGAUUUGGGUGACCUCUUCGCGGGCUAUCAGCCGUUGGAGAAGCAGGAUGUGGUGAAGCGGCAGGUGGAAGCCAAUCCCGAUGCCGAGCUAAAGCAGGUCUCAUUCCACGGUCUGAUCGGAGAUCUGGAGGACAGUCUGUUCCAGUCCGCCUUGAGUCUGCACCAGGCCAGUGCGCCGGGCAGCGUGGUGGAGGAAGUGAAGCCGGAAUCUGAGGAGCACGAGCUGAUCAAGCGAUCCGAUGAGUCCACGCCGGCCACAUCAGCCGUCUCGUCCGCGGACGACGGUUUGGCCCGCAAGAUUCUGCUGCAGACCACCAGAAAGGUGCCCGAUGGGGAGGAUGGUCUGCCCGCCCACUUGAUAAUCGAUCAUGUGUCCGUGCAGCCACACAAUGGCGGUGCCCUGCCACUGAUUCCCACCUUCCAGGUGCACCACACCAAGCUGAUCUCGGCCACCAUCAAGGAGGAUUCCAAUAGCGACAGCAGCGAUGGCAAGCAGACCAAGAUAAGCAUCACCAAAACAUCGAUUACGUCCACGGCUCCAAUUGAGAGUGUGGAGGAAGCGGUGGCCCUUGCUGGAUCUGCGACCAACGCCGAGGAAGCCACCACCAAGCUGGAGACGACCACAAAGGCCGUCGAGAAGGAGGAAGCUGAAAAGAGCUCCACCACCAUCUUGACCGUUGUGAGCAGCUCCACUUCCACCACCACCACCACCACCACGGAGGAGCCCAUCCAGAAGCUGAAGAAGGACGAGGAGAAGCUGAAGGAGAAGGUGGCCGAGGUGGAGGCCGAUCCCGUCAUCCUCUCGGCUCGCGUUUAAGCCGGUCGACCUCUGAACCCUCUAGCUGUAAACCUCAUCUCCAACUCAUCCCGCCACUCGAAUAUUUAUGACACGCCAAGUUCAAUUAAAGUCAUGUGAUCCGAUCAGA
Drosophila yakuba is the source of this 1093-nucleotide messenger RNA. RefSeq lists its product as uncharacterized. The record is from RefSeq and is a predicted model, not a curated record. Bases 103 to 984 code for a protein of 293 amino acids. NCBI's taxonomy places the organism in Eukaryota, Metazoa, Arthropoda, Insecta, Diptera, Drosophilidae. The transcript has 2 exons.